Corticium candelabrum is the source of this 1735-nucleotide messenger RNA. RefSeq lists its product as uncharacterized. NCBI's taxonomy places the organism in Eukaryota, Metazoa, Porifera, Homoscleromorpha, Homosclerophorida, Plakinidae. The transcript is spliced from 5 exons. Bases 512 to 1735 code for a protein of 407 amino acids. The record is from RefSeq and is a predicted model, not a curated record.
UGUCAAUGAACUAUUUAAUUAAGCUGCUCCUUUGGUUGAUCUAGUGUAUACAAACAGCUGGGAAUAUUUGUGGUUGUGAGUUUAGGCACUUAAUGACCUGUGUUUGUUAAUAAUUUUUAACUUAAACUUUUGGACAUGGUUAGGGUUGAUCAGAUCUAUGUUUGUUGGAAAGGAAAGAGGGAACCACGAAGGCUAGUAUAUGUAUUACCAGAGUUAUCACAAUCCUUGUAUUUUAUUAACACUUACCACACGUGCUUGCUGAAGAGAUUGUAGAUAGCAUUUCUAUAAGUGAAGCGUGGUAUUGCAGUUAUUGAAUUAUAAUAAAACAAAUCAACUACACCUGUUUUGGAUGGCAAGCUUUGGAAAAGUUUAGCUGCCAGAAGGUACAAUGAGUACAGCACUAGCGUGAGGAUGUUUAGUUGCGUUGUUACCGCUAUGCAAUGGAAGGUGUUGAUAAUAAUAGGAACAUAAUACUCAAUUAAGUUAAUAGCAAAGACAAUUGUUGUUUUAGAUGUCAUGGACAAAGUAUUUAAUAGCUGUUGCUGUUGCUGCAGUACUAAUUACUUUCUUCUUAUUUGUCUACUCUGGAUGUUGGAUUUAUGUGAACAAGUAUGAUGCAGUGCCAGGUACAUGUUGGAAAUUUGUUCAAGACGUAGCACCAGAUUUAGCUAGGAAACUGCAUUAUACAACAGCAAUGAAUGAUAUGCUAUUUUCAAAUGAUGUUAUUAACCAGAGCAUUUACACAAAAAUACGUAAACAGUUGAGUGAGGCCAAAUGGACAAGUGAGGACACUUACACAUUGUUGGUGGAUGUUCUUCCAAAGACUGACAAUGUACGAUACAUGAAGUUCUGUUGUUUGCUGCGUGAAAAGUCUAAUGUGCCUUUAAUGGGAAAGAUACUUUGUGAUAAAUGCAAAGCAUUUGAAAAGUGCAUAGUGAUUCGUAAAGAAAUGUUGUAUAUUACCUCAUCUUGCCAGUUAUUUUUUAACAACAUUACUGAUAAGAAUGACAUUCCAGAUGAUCCAAACUAUGUGGAUGAAACAGAUAAUGAGACAGUUGUAGUGGUACAUCUAUCAGCAUUUGUCUGCAUUGAUAACGAGGUCUUUGCAACUUUGACUAUAAGUGUUGAAGAAAAGUACAUUAACAAGGAACUUCUUCAAGAGAAAAUUGCUUCUACAUUGGAAGUCAAUGUUUUUGAAGUACAUGUGCACAUAGAGUUUUCCAGAACCAACAGUACAUGGAUGCUCUUACGUUUGUUACGUCAAGCUGGAUUACGACUUAUGGAAAUGUUGAGUUCUCAAGAGUCUAAACAUUACUUUGGUCUUAUGAUAGCAGAAGCAUUCUACUUGGAGUCAGCAAGAAAUGUCUCUAUUGAGUUAAUAUUGAGCAAUUUGCUCUCAUGUAGAAUCUAUGUCAUUCCUACUGGGUCAUUUUAUGUGAAAUCAGAUGAGGAAGAUGUUUAUCGUAUGACUGACGAUCAGGGAAGGUGGAGAGUUGGAGCCAUUUCUUUGGAAUUGUUAUUGGGUGUACCAAUACUUAUUUACCUGUUUUUAACAUCACACACGUUUGCUGCCGGUGUCUCAAUGAGAAGAAUAUCUGAUGUUGGAGCAGUUGAUCAAUCUACCUUACAACACCGCUACUUCACCACAGAAAUUGGAAGUGCAACGAGAAUGUUGAAGAUGAACAAGAUGAUGCCAUCAUCAUUGUCAAUGAUUGUUUCGGUAUUCUUGUUCUAA